AUGUCCUCUCGGUCUCUAUUCUUCCUUGAGAAGGACCUAUUUCCAGGAGCCACCUUCGACUUGCAAUUCAAGCGAUCCAUUCCCAAACACGCUGACCUCCUCCCUCGCCGCGUGGCCGACACCCUCCCCUUCUCCUCCAACAAGCUCCCUGACGUCCUCACGCUUCUCUCCGUCGACCCUAACUCGAAGGAAGCCCGGGAUAUGAGUGCGACCCUGGAACGGUGCGAGCACACGGCGAAUGCAAGGGAGACGAAGCACUGCGCCACCUCCAUCGAGUCCAUGAGCCAUUUUGUUCAGGAGUAUGAGGACAUGAGACUCGAUGGAGAAUGCCCAAAGAGCCUAGACGACAAUGAAGUGCUUGAUAUUCUCCACCCCAAUCAGAGUGGAGAGAGAGUAUUUUACGGGCAAAGAAACGUUCUACGUGUCUUUGAAAUUGACAAAAGAUAUCGAAAAGAUCAAACUUUCGUUUCAUGA
Zingiber officinale is the source of this 474-nucleotide messenger RNA. Its product is annotated as BURP domain-containing protein 6-like. The transcript has 2 exons. Bases 1 to 474 code for a protein of 157 amino acids. Lineage: Eukaryota; Viridiplantae; Streptophyta; Magnoliopsida; Zingiberales; Zingiberaceae. The record is from RefSeq and is a predicted model, not a curated record.